Messenger RNA from Aureobasidium melanogenum CBS 110374, 1407 nucleotides. RefSeq lists its product as uncharacterized. The record is from RefSeq and is a predicted model, not a curated record. The annotation marks the transcript as partial. NCBI's taxonomy places the organism in Eukaryota, Fungi, Ascomycota, Dothideomycetes, Dothideales, Saccotheciaceae. The transcript has a single exon.
ACACCUCGCAGACCUAGAACCCCUGGCACUGCUCAGUCCAACACAACCAACCUCAUUGACUUCACCCAGCAGAUCGAACGCUUUGCCGAUGCUUCCAGCCACCACAAUGUUCAGCAGACUCCUUCUCGUCGUUCUCCUCAAAAGUCUGCCACCGAGCCCAAUCUCCUCUCAUACUUGAACCAGCAACGCUCGCCAAACAAGGGUGCAAGAAUGAGCACUCCAGCAAAGUCUACUAGCCUGCUCAAUCUGCUCGACUUUGAGCUACCUCCCGCACCCACUCCUCGCUCUAUCCCUACCAUCACCGUCCGCGAACUCGAAUCCAUGAAGUCACAAUAUCAAUCUCAAAUCUCAUCCCUCAAGGCCACUCUCUCUGGCAGAGAAGCUGAAGUCGACUCGUUGAAGAAGGCUGUAGGAGAUGCUGAAAGACGUGUCGGCGAGGCCCUCGAGAACCUCCGUGAAGAGAAGGGUCAGCGCGAGCAAAUCGAGCAUGAGAAGAAUCAGUGGGAGCAGCGUGGUGUUGAAUUCGAGCAGCUGCUCCAGAACGUCAAGCAGGAGGUCAUGCGCAGUGACGAAGAGAAGGAAAUAUUGAUCCGCCGUGCAGAAGAGGCCGAACGCUUGACCGAGAAACAACAAAACCGCGCAGACGAGGCAGAGUCCAAGAUCCUCGACCUAGAAGCGCAACUUGCAACUGCUCGUGCUGCCAUUCCCAAGAACGACGGAUCAGGCAACACAAUCGACGAAGCCCAAAUCCAACACCUCGUCCAACAACAAAUCGAUGCAAAGGUCGAAGCCGUAUCUCGCGAACUCCACGCUGUCUACAAGAAGAAGCACGAAACCAAGGUCGCAACACUCAAGAAAUCCUACGAAGCACGCGGCGAGAAAAAAUGCGCAGAACUGCAAACCCGACUGGACGAGCUGCUCAAACAAAACGAAGAACUCACAGCCGCAGCAAGCAACAACAUCGAGUCCUCCAUGAUGUUCACAGCCGACGACCGCAGAGUAAUGGAAGAAGCAAACUCGACCAUCGAGGAACAACGCGCGCACCUCGCCAACCUCGACCGUCAACUCCAAGUCAUGCGCACCGAACACUCCUCACUAAUCGCCGAACUCGAAAAAGAGCGCAUCGAAAAAGGUGAACUUGUUGCUGCGGUUGACGAAAUGCUGCUACUACAAAGCUCAGCUCCUGAAGGCAAUACUGCAGCUAUUGAGGACUUUAGACGUAGUAUCAGCCGUCCUGCUCCUCCACCUCACGCUAGCAUUCCUGCCUUUAGAGAACAAGCUGCUCCUGUUGGUCCUGGCUCUGCACAAAGUAGGAUUGGAAGGGGUGUACCUAGACCUUCGGGGAUUGCGUCCAAGAGCAAGAUGAUGAGCAACAUUGAAAGAAUGGGAGGGGCGCCCAAGCAUUGA